Megalobrama amblycephala (Wuchang bream) is the source of this 2009-nucleotide messenger RNA. RefSeq names its product gastrula zinc finger protein XlCGF8.2DB-like. NCBI's taxonomy places the organism in Eukaryota, Metazoa, Chordata, Actinopteri, Cypriniformes, Xenocyprididae. Gene Ontology annotation, biological process: regulation of transcription by RNA polymerase II. Gene Ontology annotation, molecular function: DNA-binding transcription factor activity, RNA polymerase II-specific; RNA polymerase II transcription regulatory region sequence-specific DNA binding. Gene Ontology annotation, cellular component: nucleus. The transcript has 4 exons. The record is from RefSeq and is a predicted model, not a curated record. Bases 418 to 1554 code for a protein of 378 amino acids.
CUACGAGCACAUGACUGAAAGAUGACGAGUUUAUGAGAGUAGUUGUGGGCGGAGCGAUGCAUGUAGCCACGCCCCGAACGCGGUGCAAGAGGCGACAGGAGUCAGUGCUGAGAUUCUGACCGGUUCAAGCUGAAAAUGGUCGUUAAUAGUGACGCUGACGAGGCUGUCAAGAGUGUGAAUUGUGGAGCGUCGUCGACGAAUGGCGGAUGCAGAUUCACACGUGGAGAUUUUGCCAGAUCUGGUGCUUUUAGCCACAUUAUUUCACACCAGCAGUGAAGCCAGACUCCAACAUCAAUUUUAGGGAUCCCAAAAUUCCCAGCAGAUGCUGUCCAGUCCAACACCAACUGAAUGACCCAACUAGAGGUUACCCAUUGUAUCGCAGCUGAUAUCCAGAUUUGAUUGUAUUAACAAGACCAAAUGGAUGUCCAAGUGCAAAGUCAAGAGCUGAAUGAAGAGAAGAACCAUGAUAAUGUCACAAAAAAGAAUUUAUCAAAAAACAGAAGAACUACAAAGACCAACAAGUCUUUCACUUGCCGCGAGUGUGGAAAGAGUUUCACACUAAAAGGAAGCUUUAAAAAGCACCAACUAAUUCAUACUGGCGAGAAGCUUCACAUGUGUCCUCAGUGUGGAAAGAGUUUCAUGCUCAAAAGCCACCUUAACAGACACGUGAGAAUACACACUGGAGAGAAACCUCACGCAUGUCAACAGUGUGGAAAGAGAUUUUCACAAAAGAUUCAUCUCAGUCGUCAUCUGCGCUGUCAUGAAAAACCAUUCAGCUGUGAUCAGUGUGGCAAGGAGUUUAGAUCCUCAUCAUAUCUCAACAAACACCUGACAAUUCACGCAGUCGAGAGGCCGUACUUGUGUCCAGUGUGUGGAAAGAGUUUUUCACGGCUGGCCAAUUGCAAAAAGCACCAGAAGAUCCAUUCUUCUGUGAAAACUCAUGCUUGUGUGGAGUGUGGCAAGACCUUCAUUACACAUGAAAAUCUCAGAAAGCAUCUGAAAAGUCACUCUGAAGAAAGACCGUUCACAUGCACUCAGUGUGGAUAUGGAUUCAAAGAGAAAGUCCACCUGAACAAACACAUGAGGAUUCACACUGGAGAGAAGCCGCACACAUGCCAUCAGUGUGGGAAGAGCUUCAUACAGUUGUCGGGUCUCCGUUAUCAUAUGCAUCGUCACUCUGGAGAAAAAACAUAUAAUUGUGAUCAGUGUGAGAAGAAAUUUACAUCGUCGUCAAUUCUAAAAAGGCACCUGAUGGUGCAUACGGAUGAGAGGCUCCAUAAGUGCUCUUUGUGUGAAAAGAGUUUUUCACGACCGGACAAUCUGAAACAGCACCAAAAACUGCAUGAUGCUGUACGGGAUCACAUGUGUUUCGAGUGUGGGAAGAGCUUUACAGCAGCAAGUCAAUUGACAAAUCACCAAAGAAUUCACACUGGAGAAAAACCGUUCAGCUGCUCGCAGUGUGGAAAGAGUUUCACACAAAAAAGCCACUUAAACAAACACAUACAUAUAAUUCAUAGUGAUGAGGAGCCGCAAACAUCAAGUCACUCUCAUUGAUCAAAUACAUAAUCUGAGAUUCUGAAAAUGCUUGUUUUUAAUUUAUGUUUGGAAAAGAUGUUUUCACUCUGUUUUUCAGAUAAAGUUGUUUUUACUUUAUUGUUCAGAUAAAGUUUUUACGUUAUUGUUCAAAUACAGUUUCUAUGAAAUAUCAGAAUUUAUAGAGAUGUUUUCCUUUAAUUUUGGGGAGCAGCAGAACAGAAGUAUUGCAUUACAUUCAUAGAUUUAUGUUUUUUUAUUCUUGUGUUUAUUCUACAUAUUUCUUUAACCGAAAAGCCUCAUUGUUAAGAUGUGAACGAAUAAAUGCAUAAAUAAUCUGUGAGAAAUCUGUGCACUGCCAAUUUUAAAACUUUAUUUUAGUCUGAUAAAUAGUAAUUGAUGUAAACUAUAAACUACCAAACUAAAAACAAAUAAACCAAAGGUGAGCUAAAUAAAGACAAAUCUUCAUCAUGUUU